Messenger RNA from Aplysia californica (California sea hare), 802 nucleotides. RefSeq lists its product as uncharacterized. The record is from RefSeq and is a predicted model, not a curated record. Lineage: Eukaryota; Metazoa; Mollusca; Gastropoda; Aplysiida; Aplysiidae.
AUUAUCCGCCCUGAAGUGAUUUGUUGGAUGGUCAAGUGACACAAACGUUUCCGAGAUGAUCAGUGGAAGUGUCCUCCCGUCAUUUGGGGCCGCCGUAUUCCUCGGCUGUUUACUUGUGACUGUAUCGGGUUCCAUCAUCCAGUUCGAGGCCAGCUCUGAUGUGGUACAAGCGAGCUUAACUCACACUCUGACGAUGCGCUGUAGUUUGAAAGACACAGCACCACCAUUGGCUGCGCCUGUAGUGGGACGUCGUGACGUCACAGAAACUACUGUUGACAUGAAGUACGUCUCCUCAAUGGUGGUAAUGCGGAAUGACAUCGAACACGUUGCCAUGGUAACCGUGCGAGAACCUGGAAAGGCGUUACUAGAUCAGGACAAUCUACAGGUGACGGGAAGUCUUGAAACCACCUCAGGUCAUCAAGGGUCCCUGGCGCUCGUCUGGCAGUAUCCGACCGAGAAGCAGGCUGGGACAUACAAGUGUGAGGUGAACGGCAUCGACCUGAAUGGCCACAAUGUCAGAUUUUCCAAAACACUCCAUGUUAACGCCACUAAGCCAACUAUCGACGACUUGGCAGGACACUUGGCAACAAGAUCCAAAAUGAUUGACCAGCUGACUUCUACGGUUAACCAGCUGACCAACGAUCUGGCGGACAUGCAGGCUCGUUUGGAGAACGACACACAUUCACAAAUCACGCAGACGGGCACACUCAGCUGUGGACACAUGUCCAGUAAUGGUGCUCAAAACGUUACUCAGCUGUUCGAGAUACCUUACAAGAAACCACCAGUUGUUACCUUGGGGAUG